Entamoeba invadens IP1 is the source of this 1200-nucleotide messenger RNA. Its product is annotated as vesicular integral-membrane protein VIP36 precursor, putative. Gene Ontology annotation, molecular function: D-mannose binding. NCBI's taxonomy places the organism in Eukaryota, Evosea, Mastigamoebida, Endamoebidae. The coding region runs from base 1 to 1200 and encodes 399 amino acids. The transcript has 3 exons. The record is from RefSeq and is a predicted model, not a curated record. Gene Ontology annotation, biological process: endoplasmic reticulum organization; Golgi organization; endoplasmic reticulum to Golgi vesicle-mediated transport. Gene Ontology annotation, cellular component: Golgi membrane; endoplasmic reticulum-Golgi intermediate compartment; COPII-coated ER to Golgi transport vesicle.
AUGAUCUUGUUGCUCCUUGUUACGACAUUUGGGCAUGUAUUGGACUUGAAAACACCGAUAGACCCGGAGAAGAUAAGCGAGUUUUAUAGGUUUGAGGGAUCGACACAAAUUCUAAGCGAUCGAAUUAUUUUGACGCCUGACGUGAACGACAAGUCGGGAAGACUCACAUCACUCAGAAGAAUCAAAUCAAAUGCAUUCAAAGUAGAGAUCGAACUGAAUGUCUAUACACAGAAGAGAAUCAUGGGAGACGGUGUUGGCAUUUGGUUUACUAACACCCAAAUAUUUCAGGGAGAGGCCCAUGGGGGUCCGACGGACUGGAAGGGAUUUGCACUCUUCAUAGACACAUAUGACAAUGAUAGAAACAAAGACACACCACUUGUUCUUGGGAUUCAGAACAACAAUGACAAGGUCUUUAAAGACGACAAUGACGGGACUGAUAUCGCUAACGCAAAAUGCACAUUUAGAGAGCUUUCAAAUAACAAAGACUUGAAAACAAAGGUGACGAUCACAUAUUCCCAAAAUACAAUUAGUGUUACUUUGGAAAACAAGGACGCUAAAGUCGAUUGUUUUACGACGGAAAAUAUCAAUUUGGAAGAACCGUUUUUGAGCUUCAGCGCAAAGACCGGGGGAGUGUCACAAUUGUCGCAAAUCUUUGGGGUGAGUGUCACUGAAUUACCGCAAAACCAAGACACCCGUUCAAAAAAAUACAAAGAACAAAAUUUCAAACAAACAGACGAGAAAAUCGAUGAAGGCCUUCUCUUCAAGAAUGAAAAAGAUGAGGAACUGAAAAUUAAGAACGGAGCGGAGGUGAUCAAUAAAAAGCUAGACGAGCUCAAAACAAGAGUCGAGGAAAUAAGUAAAACAGCCAACAUCAAUAAUGAGAAGUUUAAUAACAUCCACCAAACACUUAUUAAGAUGGUUGAGAAAGCUAAAAAGGGUGAAGAGACUUUCGACGUGAAUUUGUUGAUAACACAAUUUGAUAACCUCCAAAAGUUUUACGAUUUGGUGUUGAGUGAGAGUAAAAGGACGAUCGAUGCUUCACAGAGACUGGUGAGGUACAUACAGAGUCCGACUAGUCUCAAACAAGAAAGCCACAUGUUGUUCUGGGGUAUUGUGAUUGUUGUACACAUCGGCGUUGUGCUGGCACUCGCGUAUCUUUACUAUUUCAAUCAACAGAAACAAAACAGGAAAAACUUGUAA